Molecule: messenger RNA, 8234 nt
Organism: Dicentrarchus labrax (European seabass)
Lineage: Eukaryota; Metazoa; Chordata; Actinopteri; Moronidae
Gene: cunh4orf54
Product: chromosome unknown C4orf54 homolog
Exons: 2
Coding region: 1-4575 (1524 amino acids)
Source: RefSeq, a predicted model, not a curated record
AUGAAGUCUGAGCAAAGCUGUGUGGAGACACCGGUUACUCUCCGGUGGGUCAAAGAUCUGCUCCAAAAACUGGCGCACGGAGAAGAGGAUGCCCCGGAGAAGCAAGACGAGAGCAACUAUGUCGAUUUGGAGUUAGUGGACGUGAACACAGGCGCAAAACCGGAGAAAGACUGUCGCUUUGGUGACAGAAAGCAAAUGUCUGUGCUUAUCAACAGUAGCGCACCCGGAGCUCCGCGCGCAGCGGAACCAAAACAAGAGUUGGCAAUUAAAACUGAGACUGAAACUAAAAAGAAAGAGGAUUCUGGAGUUGGUAAAUAUACAGAAUAUGUCAAGGAGGGUCCCUCUGAUCCACCUUCGUCCUCAGAUCGCCCUCGUCUUAACGCAAAGUCAGAUGAUCGCCCGAAACCAGGAGAUAACAGCGAGCGCGUCAUAACGCUGCCCGAGGUGCCCAAAAAAGAAGACAACAAAAACACACCAGGAGACGAGGAAUUACACAGCAGUGAUAAUUACUGGAGCGGGAGAAGUGAGUCGGAUGAUUAUGAGGAGGAUGAUAAUGAUAGUUUGGUGCUUUGCGGCGACUACGCCCAGUGCGUAACGGAGGACGAGUCCCAUUACAUUACGACGCACGAGAUCCAGCUCUCGGAGCUUUCCGAUCAUGAAGGGGACUACGACCUCGGGGCGGGCUCCUCCACCAGCUGGGACAUUGAGGAUGACAACCAGGUGUACUCUUUUGUCGAUUACGCGUCUUUUGACGCUGAUGGAGCGGCGGGGGAGAGGGGGGACGGCCGCCAGCCGCGCUCUCAGGGCGCAGCAGCAGUCAGCACUCUGCUUGAAAGUGAUCUGUGCGACGCGGCCAAGUUCACCAGCUCAGAUGAGAGUGUGUCAAAGCCACAGCAGCAGCAGUGCAGUGGCAACAGUGCGGGGCAGAUCCACCUGUCAAUCAGAACCACUUCUCGAGCUAUAAAUGACCCUAUCCAAGAACAGGGAAAUAUUCUUUAUCAUGCCAGGCGCUCCGGAGACAUGAGCCGCUAUGUGUUUAGGGGAGUUGAUGGGAAGGCAGAGACGUUGUGUGACAGGGCGAAGUGUUUCAUAGCCGCGCCCGGACGCUUACACUUUGGCCGCAAAUUGAGGGGAAAAGAGGUCACCGGGUACUCCAGCGGUGCGUCCAGCGCUGUCAGCGAGCUGGACGACGCUGACAAGGAGGUGCGCAACCUGACAGCCAAAGCCUUCAAGAGCCUGGCUUACCCUUACUUUGAUGCCAUUAAUUUCAGCACCUCCAGUGAGUCCUCUGCAUCAGAGCAUGGGAUAGGCAUAAACAGGUGGUCCACGUUUGUCGACCUGAAGUAUGGCAAUAUGAAUGUGUCACAGGGACUGGACCAAAGUGUGGUUUCCCAUCAAAACUCAACGGCCUCAUUUGAAAUCGCCAAAAAUGUAGACAAUAGAGGUUAUAAGGGCAUUGCACUGGCAAGCAUCAAACCGCCCACCAGCAAGAUCUUCACUCUGAGUGGCAAUCCCCACGGCGCAUCAUCAUCUACAAAUAAAAUAGAGUUGAUGGGGAAAUUCAGUCCAGGUCACAGUGGGGUGAUCAGACUCACAGAAACUCUGAAUUUUCGUUGCAAUGUCAAAUCAGGGAUGUCUGAGGGAGAAAGACGCACUAACUUUGCACAAAACGCCGCAGGAUCACGUUCCACGGAUGAAGUUACCAACAGUUUGCCAAGCGACCAGAGGAGAGGGGCCAGCCAGCCGCCCUCCAAAACCAUGGAAGACACACACAAGAAAGCCAUAUUCGCCUCGAGCCUGAUCAAAAAUGUGAUUUCUAAGAAGAUGCAGUUCGAGCAGGAGCGCAAGAUGGAACGAGGGGAGAUAAGUGAGCCGCAUCAAACACCUUCUCCGUGCUUUCUGCACCAGGAGAGCGACAGGGGGAAGGGGAGCAGGGAGCUGCACAGACAGAGCUCCAAGUUUUCCGAGAGCAGCUCUGACUACACUAUAAUGUGCUUGGAUGAAUUAGGGGACAUUGUGGACAGCGGCUCAUGUGAUACCAAGAGCGACACUCGGAGACAAGACACGGCCGCUCCCGCACCAGAAACUAAUUUGGAACCGGCAAAUGAAGCUGGAAUCGAUACUAAAAAGGGCACAUUGGAAGCGUCCAAAAGCACGCUGCUUCGCAGCCAAAAUAGCGCAUUCAGAUGCUGGAAGGACGGGGAGAUAGAGUUUCAAAAGGAUAAUAAAAACGAUCAAACUCCAGAGGAGAAGCCGCUUUCAGCUUACGACAAAGAGGGCGAGGGGGAUCAGUACUCAUCGUGCAGCGGCAAUUUGACUAAAAUGUCCCAUUUGUUUGUGCCAAGUAUCCAACUGCUGCCCAGUGACGGAGAGUUCGGACAGCAGCUGCAGAACAGGAAUUAUUCUCCAUGUGGAGACGGAGGAGGGAUACAACUGCGCUCUGACAACACUUUAUACAUCGCAGACUCCAGGAGCGUGACUACAUCUAAAUCUCCGGAAAUUAAAAUUAACUUACGGAGUGUCAGAGACAAUAAAACAGAGGCUUUUGGCGUCUCCAAACUGCGCGCUCCUAAUAUAGGCUGUAACACAUCCAACCUCAUCAGAACAGAUGACUUCAAAUGCCAGGCGCUGGCUGCAGCUUUGAAGGGUGAGUGCUCAGAUAAAGUGCCGCAUUUCAUGGUUAGAGACAUUAGAGAUAAUAAAGGAAAACUGCAGACGCCCAUACACCAAGUGAGAGACGUGCGUAAAUUGGUUAAAAGUUCCUAUCACUUUGUGUCUUUGGAUAACAACGAAAAUAAAUCCAUCUUUGCCUCUGCUGACAACUAUUCAGAGCAAAAGAAGCAAAUGCCCAAUCGAAAUCCUAACUCUGUGUCCCCUAUAGUGAUCAAAUGUCAGUCUGUCAAUACAAAUAGUAACGGUAAACAAUCUGGAAAUCCUAUGGAGUUAUCUAAACCGGAGCCGUUUGACACAGACAGAUCAUCUCCAGAGGGCGCCAAAAGCACUCCACUGCAAAGGGCAACAGACAAAGCACCCAUAGCUAACUCAAAUAAUUCCUCAGAAGGAGACAGUGGAUUGAGAAGUGAAAGCAGAACAGCUUCAAAGAGGCAGGAAAAAAUGUCAGACAUCACAGAUAAGAAACCUGAAUCAAAGAUGGCGAACCAGGGGGCUUUGGAAAAACUCCAGGCUGCUGUGAAAACCAUGGAGCAGCUCUAUAUAUUUGAAAGAAAUGAAUGGAAAAGGAAGAAUAAGCCCGAGCCACUGACAGACAGCCACGUGCUCUCACUGAUAACCAGCGAGCAGCACGCAGAACCUGAGGAGGAAGGAGCGAGGGGGUCCAAUGUGGACAAGAUGCCACCAGCGGUAGCAGCGUCCCCCGGCACUGACAGCCUGCUGAGGCGAGAGGACAAGCUCUUUCAGACUGCCGGCAGCCGUGAUGAAAGGCGGGUUGCUAAGUCAGUGCAAACCACCAGCACCACAGGGAACAAAAACAUGUUCAACAUCAGCUCUAGCCUGAAGGCCUCCGCAAGCGCAAGGACGCCCCAGCCAAAUGCUGUCACACAAACACCCUUCAGCACCAAAAGCUUCGUCCCAAAGUCCCCAAAAUUGCCAGCGUCCUUAAAAAUCAAUCAUACAAAGCUAAGUGCACAUGAGGGAGCUGAAUCAAAGGAGCUAGAGAGGUCCAUGCAGGAGCUCUGGAGCACCUCAGCUGACAACGAGAACUACCUGACCCUUCCGGUCAAGUCUCACGCCAGCAGCAACCAGCAAGCCUCAUCUGCUGAUAAAACACCAGUGUACACCUUUACCACCCAGACAAACCCAGCCACACCUUCAGCACAGUUUGGACCCAGCUUCAGGAGCCGGGAAGACCAUAACCAAUCCCCUAAACGCUCCAGCAUUGUGAUGGAGACACGCUCGCCAGAGAUCCCUCCUGCCACCAUCUACCACUCCUUGCCGUUGGGCAUGUCCACCAAUCAGCCUCAGGUGUACUGUUUCUCCCCGGCAAUCACCCCCGCUCCCACCCUGGACCCCUACCAGGCCACCCAGAGGAAGAUGCUCCUGGAUCCCACCACUGGAAACUACUACUUGGUGGACACUCCCGUGCUGCCGGCCACCAAGCGUCUCUUCGACCCUGAAACAGGCCAGUAUGUGGAUGUGCCCAUGCCGCAACCUCCUAUGACCCCAGUGCCCAUGCCAAUGUCACCGUUGGCCCUCAGUCCAGGGGCAUAUGGACACACCUACAUGUUCUACCCGGGCUUCAUGCCAACACCAUCCGUGAUCCCGGCUAGAACGCUGGUGCAGUCACAGAUGUCGAUGCAGUCAGAGGCUGAGAGCAUGGAGAAAGCCUCGUCGCAGCAGGCUGAGGGCAUGUACAUGGAGAGUCCCUUCUACAUGGCCACUGGGAAGUCUCCCCAGGCCUCCGGGGUUCAACAGCAGGCUGCCGCCAACAGGCCAAUGCAGGGCUUCUCCAGCGUCAAGCAGCCGGUUAUCAGCAUUACCUCCCAACAGGGACCCCGGAUCAUCGCCCCGCCCUCGUUUGACGGCACCACCAUGAGCUUCGUGGUGGAGCACAGAUGAACGGCAGCUUACCUGGACAGGGCUGAACUCUGAAUGGAUGCUGGACUGCUCUGGGUUUUGGCCUCUUCGUUGUGCUAUGUGUAUUUUAUUGGCUGGAGGUGACGGGUCAGCGCCCUUGUAUAAGAGGGCUAAUUUACAUCCAGUUUCUCCUUUUCUAACUUGUACAAGAUGUGUAUAAAGUAUGUAUUUGUUGCUGCGUUUUAUAAAAUCAUAGGCCUAUAUUGACUUUUCUAGGGUAGUAAUCAAUCACACCCUAAAGUGAUCAGGGUUUCAUUCUAAAAAAUCUUUAUUUUUAAGAUCAUGUAGUUUUUGUAAUGUAAUUUUACAACACAUUAUUGCAUAAUUAUUUUUAUGAUGUGUUGGAUUGGUGUCACUACUAUUGCUUCAAAAUGCAUGAAAGUCCGCAUUUACCACCACGUGUUUUGACAUACCUGGAAAUGUUAUAAUUGUAUAAUGAACCUAUACAGUGAUUGACAUCCUAGAGAUCUCUCAUCAUGCACUUCUCCUGCAUUGUUCAUUUCUGAACAUGUUAUAUCACAUUAGAAAAUUUCAUCUAAUGACCACCUAUAGACAGUUUUUAUACAGUAUAUGGAAGCCCUGAGUGGCAAGUCAGAAAAAAUAUUCUGUUGAUCCAUUUUUUAAGCCUGAUCUCAAUUGGUUUCUUUCCUGUGUUUAUGACUUAACACAGUUGACUAAUCAACUUGCCAGAUGAUUUUCUUUUUGUCAGAUCAGUGUUUGUUGUUUUGUUGUACUCAUUUGUACUUAGUGCACAACUAGCCCUUGUUCUAAAUAGGACUCAAAGCAUUCAUGUUUUCUUUCAGGUAUGUUUUAAUUUAUCUUAGCGCCAAUUAAAAUACAUUUCUAACCAUAAUAGAGACACCUAUAGCACAUAACUUGAUAACAUACAAUAAAUGUACCAUGAGUGCAUGGAGAAAUAAAAUUCACCUUGAAGAAAACAUGAAAGAAAACUUGCCAAUACUCUUUUCUUACUGGAAUAUAAAAAUAAAAAAAAAAAAUAUUAAAAAGGUUUAAUAAGGGAGCUUUCUACCAUAGCAGGCAGGGCAAAGAGGGACUUCUAGGAUAACUCCACUGUGUGACCUGUUUGACAUGUAUUUCUAUGUGUAUCACUGUUAGUAAGUCAUUAUUUUGACACUGAUUUAUUGUUUUGUACUUAAAAUUGUUCACAGACUGCGGAUCUGCUGGCCAGUCCAACCUACCCUUCAUUUUAAAUCACCUGUUGGAAAUAUGUUACUUUUCUGUCUUUAUGCUAAGAAACUAGAAAGUCCAGUCUAACCCAACAUCAAGCAUUCUUUUAUAAUAAGUGCAGUAACAAUGAUGCUACUGUUAUAAAGAAUACCCUAUUGAAAAGAUCGUUGUGAAUUGAAAAGUCUAUAAGAAGUGUUCAUGUAUUCAGAUAUUGUACUAUAUUUAAAGAGAUAAACCACAUGGAUUUUAAAGACUGUGUUGUUGUUUUAGUUUGAAUUAUGAUUAUGGAAGUCAGUUUUCUGCCUUCUGAGCUGCUGAAAUGUUGUAAUGUAGAAACUGCUAAGCUGUGAUCACUGUUUUGGAUUGAAAUGUUGCUCCAUCACUUCUCUGACCACAGUCAAUAUAUUUAUUAUGACUGUCAAAAAGUCUAAAAUGCAAGGGCUAAUUUGCCCACAUUACAAAAAACUAAACAAAAAACAAUCUGAUUUGCUCUUACUGGGAGAUUGAUUUUUUUGUGAGCUGAAUUUUAAGGUUCAGUGUGUAACAUUUAAGAGUACCUAUUGGCAUAAAUGGAAUAUAAUAUUUAUUACCUGAAUAUGGGAAUCGUUGUGUUUUUGUUACCUUAGAAUCAAUCUUUUAUAUCUACCGACACUGCAGGUCGCCUUCCAUGGAGUCUGCUAUGUUGAACUGCCAUGUUUCUAAACUUUAGAAAUGUACUUACUUUAGAAUCUAAAGUAGCCUUAAAGGGACAAACUAAACACUGGCUCUAGAUGGAGGCACUUGCAUUUGUUUGCCCUUCACGCUUGGAAGUGAGGGAGUUGUGAUCUGCAAAUGCCACUAAAUCCUAUACACUAGUCUUUCAAAAGAAGCCAACAACACAACACAACAAAAAAAAAAAAAAAUAAAUUAUGUGGAAAAUGGAUUGCUAUAAAGAUUGCUAAUCCAAGUGCAUGGAUUAAUAUACCAAACAACUCCUAAACUGAGUGAACAGCAUAAUCUGAGAUUGAGAAUUAAUAUUUUUUUAAAAAAACUGAAAAACGUGUAAGUGUUAUGGUAAUGUGAUUUGUUAUUUACAGUAAAGUAUGUUUGCUACAGUUGUUAGCCUUUGUUUUCAUUUAGCUGAUAUGACAAUUUAUUAUGUUAUGUUAUGUGACUUCAAAGCAGUUUUUUUCAAAGAUAAUUCCUGCUCUUACUCUUAAUGCCAGAUCCCCGAACCUGUAUAAAAGAAAUUACCCAAACUAUGUGCCCAGUUUAUAGCAAUUUGUUUAUAAAGUUUAUCAGUCUGUCCACUUGGUUCGUCAAUCUGUCUGCACAGAGGCCAAUAUGUUCUUCUACAACAUGACCCCUGGCAAACUGAAGAUGAAGGUUUUUAUUUUCAAUGCUGUGGGCACAACAAAUAAAAUGCCACUCACCUCCUCUGUGUUGGGCUGGAGGCAGAAAUCUCAGUGACAGAUAUCUCUACACCCAGACAAUAUAAAAUCAAACUGAGUGUAUGAGACAACUAGAAGUAAAGGAGAAAAGUGUUUUUUUCUGAUUUGGGUGAAUGAACCCUUUAAAUGUGGUGUUCAUAGAUUCACUAGAUUCACUCACUUCCUGUAUGUUAACUACCAAAAUAAAAUGAUCACAUUAUAUAGUAGAGGUGUGCAAUCCAAGGAAAAAAUAACAUCCUAAUAUUUUCUGGCAAGUUGACAAUAACCUUUUUUAUUAUUAUUAUUCUGUUUCUACCAAUUGAAUGUGAUGUUAAUCUUCCAAAACUGUGUAUGUACAAUUAUGAAUUGAUCCACAAAUAAUCUACUCCAAUGUGCACUUUUCCUUUUAUCACAUUUUAAUAGUUGGUCCCACUGAUGAAGCUAGGUCUCUUGAAUUAUUUAUUCAGACAAAUCCUCCGUUGCCUUGGUUUGUGACUGCAGCAAUACUUUUGUUGAUACAGUUUUUGAGUGUGCAUGGGUAAAAACUUUAUUUUCUUUUACUUCUGCGCAAUCAAGUAAAAAUACAGCUUGUUGUUUAGAGAAAUUAAAAUCUGUGUGUGUAAGUGUAAACACUUUUUUCACAGGGCAAGGCCUGAUUUGAUUCGGGUACUUGCGCAAGGACACUGAAAAGGUUGGUUUGAAGUAAAACAGAUGGUAAAUUCUGUGAAGGUAAAAGAAAGUAGAAUUGUUAUGAAGAGAAAAAGUAAGGACAUUUGUGACUUUUGGAAUGAGGGGACUUUUAUGUGGAAUGAAAUGGUGAAUGCACAUCAGGGACAGGUAGGUUUAGAUGGAUAGAGAGAAAUGAUCUUGUCCAAAGAGAAAUUAAAGCUCAAAUAAAGGCCUAUUUUAGGUUUUUAACUUUGAUGUGUUUUGCCUUCAUGUACAGUGUUGGUUCAAAAUUGUGUCAUAUAAGAGAUGAUUUAUCAGAUGCUGAUGUUAAAUGUUUAUUGUGAAAAUGUAAUAAAUAUGAAACCAUUUUGCAGA